AUGUCGUCUACGCUACUGGAGGUGACGCGUGCAUCUCACGAAGAGGUGGAGCGGCUUGAAAGGCUAAAGCAUUUCCUGGAGGUCUUGCUCGGGCCGACUAACAAGGACCGGCUCUACCAGAGCCACCGCGUUCGUAACAUGAUAGAGCAAAUCACCUCCACGACUAACAAACUCAUUGAAAUAUAUGAAGAUAAAGACGGUUCCAGGAAGGAUGAGAUUGCAGCUCUUGGAGGCCAGACAGCCACGGGAACCAAUGUUUUUAGUGCAUUUUAUGAUAGAUUAAAAGAGAUUCGUGAGUAUCAUAGACGACAUCCAGCUUCACGGGUACUUGAUGCCAAUGACGAGUAUGAACAACUUCUCAAAGAGGAACCGCAAAUUGAGUUCAGCGGGGAGGAAGCCGUUGGACGAUACCUUGAUUUGCACGAAUUAUUCAAUGACUAUAUCAACUCUAAAUUUGGGGAGAAGAUUGAGUACUCUGCUUAUCUUGAUGUGUUCUCGCAACCAGAGAAGAUCUCUCGCAAAUUGAAGCUAACGAGGCAAUACCAGGAAUAUAUGCAAAAAUUACUGGAGUAUCUGAUAUACUUUUUUGAGCGGACAGAGCCUCUGCAAGAUCUUGACAGAAUAUUUUCAAAGGUAGUCACAGAAUUUGAAGAGCAAUGGACAAAUGAAAAGGUAGAAGGAUGGGAAAAUGAGAGUCAAGAAAAUGGUAAUAUUCCAGCAGAGCAUUCUGCUAUUGAUCUUGAUUAUUAUACUACUGUUGAAGAACUGAUGGAGGUAGGACCUGAGAGGCUAAAAGAGGCAUUGGCUGCUCUAGGUUUGAAGACAGGUGGUACCCUUCAACAGCGUGCAGAGAGGCUUUUUCUUACAAAGCAUACACCUCUUGAGAAGUUGGAUAGAAAACUUUUCGCCAAAGGCUCUCGUGUUCCACAACAAAAUGGUAAUGCUGUAACUCCACAACCAAGUGCAGAUGCAAAAGAGAUUGCUCUGAUUGAAGCCAAAGUUAAAAGGUUGUGUGACUUGUUGCAAGAGAUAAUUGUCCGAACAAAAGAAAACGUUGAGAAGAAACAGGCGUUGACAUAUGAGGAAAUGGAAGCAGAACGUGAAGAGGAAGAGGUCCAAGCUGAAUCUGAGAGUGAUGAUGACGAGCAGCAGAUUUAUAAUCCCCUAAAAUUGCCCAUGGGAUGGGAUGGGAAGCCUAUCCCCUACUGGUUGUAUAAGCUUCAUGGGCUUGGGCAGGAGUUCAAAUGUGAGAUCUGUGGAAACCAUAGUUAUUGGGGUCGGAGGGCUUACGAGAGGCAUUUCAAGGAAUGGAGGCAUCAGCAUGGAAUGCGAUGUCUUGGUAUUCCAAAUACCAAGAACUUCAAUGAAAUAACAUCUAUUGAGGAAGCAAAGCACCUGUGGGAGAGAAUCCAAGAACGACAAGGGCUGAAUAAAUGGCGCCCUGAUCUUGAAGAAGAAUAUGAAGACCAAGAGGGCAACAUCUAUAAUAAAAAGACAUAUAGCGAUUUGCAACGCCAGGGUUUGAUUUGA
Molecule: messenger RNA, 1530 nt
Organism: Fraxinus pennsylvanica
Lineage: Eukaryota; Viridiplantae; Streptophyta; Magnoliopsida; Lamiales; Oleaceae
Source: the annotation of a GenBank genome assembly